AUGGCGCGCGCUCUCGUGUGCGCCCUGGCGGUUGCCGCCGUGGCGCCUGGCGCCAGUGGAUUCGGUUUCACAGCCCAGCCCACGCUGCACCUUCCCUCGGCCGCGUUGGCCACUCGUACUGUGGCGUCGCAGCCCAGAGGACACUUCGUCCAGGGGAGCUCGAGGACCCGCCUCGUCAGCUCCGCGCCCCUCGUGUCCACGCUGCUCGCCGCGGCUCUGGCGCUCGCGGCGCGCGGCCGCUCGAAGGUGACCCUGCAGGGCAUCAACUCGUCCCUGUCGGUCCGGGACCACCUGACGGCGAACAACAUCAAGAGGAUCAUGUCCCCGAACAUGGCCGUCAGGCAGUGGGCUCCGGUCAAGAUCCCGGCGCACAAGAGGCGCAAGCCGGAGGACCGCAUCCGCCUCGAGCUGUUCUCGAACGAGCCCCAUCAGCUCCUCGAGACCCUGGAGACCCUGCAGGACUACGUCGCAGAGAACGGCGGUGACCUCGAGGGCCCCAUUGUCCAGCAACCCAAGAGGUACCACGUCUACGCCAACAAGUCCCCCAACGGCCACAGCAAGUCGAAGUACAAGAUCGACCACUGGGAGUUUUACUGGCUCGUCGACCUCUACCCGCCAGAGAAGGGUGGCCUGGGUGCCGUGAUGAAGCUGCGAUUGCCGCACCGAUGCAGGGUGCGCAUCCUGUGA
Molecule: messenger RNA, 687 nt
Organism: Prorocentrum cordatum
Lineage: Eukaryota; Dinophyceae; Prorocentrales; Prorocentraceae
Source: the annotation of a GenBank genome assembly